AUGACGGAUUACGAGCGUACGGUGCUGGAGCACUACCAACUGACUACGGCGUAUCCAGUGGAGUGGCCUGCAGAGAAGGAUAAUAGUGAUGCGUCCGAUGAGGAGGAAGAGACGAAGCCCUCGCGGAAUGGCAUGAUACGAAGAUCGAAGUCCAGGUAUUCCGCCUUGGAACGAGUUGCUAGUGACCGAAAGAGCUUCUUGCCUGGGUCGCAGAGGGGUGAAAAUGGAGUGGAUACUAUGGUCCAGAGAGAUGAGCCUGAUCCUCUGGGUUCUACGGACAGUGUUGUGAGGAUAUUGCGGCAGAUGGGUCUGCCUGUGCAAGAGGAUCCACGAAUAAGAAAUAGAUUUCUCUUGUCCUCUACUACCUUCUCUCCCGCUUUAUUCCUAUCUCAAGUCCAUUCGACCGCUUCUACACAACAGCUCUUGGAUGGCCUCGAUAUUCUGUCAAGGUCUAUUGACCAGAAGUCGGCGUCUUUGAAAGUGCUGGUCGAGUCCAACUUCGAGCGCUUCGUACGAGCCAAGGCUACAAUUGACAAUGUUUAUAAGGAGAUGAAGUACCGUGGAGCAGAGCCGCCACCACCGUCCCCACGCAGGCCUCAUUCUAGACAUGCUAGCAGGAACAGCUUCAGGACGAGCAGUGGAAACCAAGCUUCCAUGGCUGUGCCUAUUCCAGAUGCCAAGAAGAAGAAUGCACUGACCAAGGAGAGCGAGUAUGGUGUUCUAGGUAUCAAGACGCCUCUGCUCGAUGUCUCGGCGAAGGCAGAGGAAGUUUGGGGACCUGCUCUGGGAGGACGAGAGAAGGAAGACAGCCUCAAGACCAUGACUGGUACCGUUGAACGCUACAAAGAGUUAUACGAGGUGGGCCAAGCUAUUACAGAUAGUAUCAAGCGGAAAGACUAUGAGAGUAUUGUCGAGGAGUAUGCCAAAGCAAAGCGGUAUGCGGACGAGGCAAAAAAGCUUGCAGAGAAUCUUGGAACGACACCACCAACGGACGCUCAGAUCGUGCAGAUGCUGAUGGCUGGACGUGUUUGGCAUGACGUUGAAGAGCAAUUGGAGGAGUUCAAGCGAGAUGUAUGGAAACGAUUGACCUCCAUGCAGAAUGUUUCGAAGAACGAUGCUGUCACUGGCAGUGCACAAGACCAGCAUAUGGAACUAAUAGGCGUUCUACUUGAAUUAGGGGUUACCGACAACCCAAUCUGGGUCUGGUUGUUGAGUCGUUACGAUCAUCUCAAGAAGAAGAUUCAAGAGACCUCGAAUCGUACGAUGGUUGAGAUCGAGAUCAUGCGAAGACGUCUUGCUAAUGGAGAGAGGCCAACUCCUCAAGUUAUUGCUUCUCAUCUGAGGUCACUUGGUCGUCAGACUGCUGAGGACAAACCAACUUCGCUUGAUUCUUCCGAGGUUGUUGAGCUGUGGGAGAAGAUGCACACCUUCUUAAGCGAUAUGCUGAGCUCUCAAGGUAUUCUGGGAGAGGUCGUGGAGUUUUGGCAGACAGUGCAAAGCUUUAUCGAUGGUAAAGCUCAGAGAAAUCUGCCAGUGGGUAUCAAUGGAGACUCUCGACAACAUCACAGAUUAUCAGAUCAAGGUACCCUUGACUUACAGAAGGGAACUGUUGAAUUGAUUGAUAUGCUGCGAGAAAGCAUAUUUUCGUUCUUCGUUGACCCACCUAUCGACGACAUCUCAGCUUUGUUUUCCCCUGUGCCACCAACACCCAAGACUCCGGCAUCAUCCACCAAUGGGUACGGCAAUGGGAACGGGCAGCUGACACCAUCAGCUCUUCGAGAUCCUCGAUUCAACUAUGAUGCGAAUAAUUUGCCUCCUCCAUCUCCAAAGCGAGGUGAAGCGUGGGAGAAGCAUGCGUUCUGGCCACCCUGGUCCAACUCGUUGAGUGGUGUGUAUUAUCUAGGCAAGCUUCUCGUACUGGUAGGGACUGGAGCUAGCGAGAUGGCUUCUGUUUCUCCUGUAGGUAAUGGCGAUGGCGCAGCUCUGGACCGCCUAAAAGCCUUUGUUGGUGAGGCUCGGGAGCGAUGUGUUAUUGCUAUAUGUGCUGCGUGGAACCAAGAUGCGGCCAAUAUCAAAGUCCUGGAAGACUGGAGACGAUCCCCUGACAAGCGAGACUUGACGAGAAUGCCUUCUUACUUUGGCUCGUUCGAGAGUGCAAUUCUGACAGGAAUGCAGAAGAUACUAUACAUAUCCGAAGCUAUGGCAAAGUCUGACUCAACCGAUGUUGUAUUUCCACCGCCAGCGAAGCUUUUGCAGAUGGUCAGAAGUCAGUUCGUGACUACUUUGUACAAGUCCUUGAGUGGAAUGGUAGAGAAUGCUGAGAGGCCAGUGAAAGCGGCGGACGAUGACUGGACAACGGACAACGAUGGCCUUGCAAGCCCAGUAGCUAUGGUCAUUGCAACUAGCAUUGGAGCAGGAACUGUCAAUGCCAGUGACAGAAACGUCCGUAUGCUUUUAACACUAAGCAAUCUUUCAGCCCUCCGCGCCGAAAUUGUACCAAAUUUGACCAUGCAAUUCGAAAACGCAUUCGCCGUCAAACUCACUGAAGAAACAAAGACCAUUAAAGACGUUCUCGGACAAAUCGACGCUCGUCUCUUCCAAUCAUAUACCCGCCCCUCAGUCGAGACCCUCAAGACCACCAUCCGCAACGGCAUCGCCUCCCCAGAAUGGUCUCCCAGCUCGAACGAAAAGCCCCAAGAAGUUCGCCCAUACGUCUACUCAUCCCUCCUCUCUCUCGUCUUAGUCCACACCCAGGUCUCAACCACAGCCUCUUCUUUAACCUCUCAAGUCCUCUCUUACCUCCUGGAACAAGCCUCCCGCGAACUCCUCGAAGCAUUCAAAAUCCGCUCCAAAUACACUUUAUCCGAAUUAAUGCAAGCAACAUUGGACGUAGAAUUCGUUGCUCAAACCCUAAGUCAAUACACCACGGACAGAGCGAGCGACAUGCAAAGCAAGAUCUACCAGGAAUUAGACGCGAAGACGGAUAAUGAAGCGAGGACGAGGCUGCAGAGCGAAUUGCCGGAGAUGAGAGCCGUGUUGAAGAGGUUGAGGGAGGGAAGCAGGAGUGAGUUUGCUUGUUUCAAGAAAGUGAGGGUCAGGGAGAGGAAUCCGGCUGCCGGACAGGGACAAGGGACGAGAGAGAGUUCUGCUUCGGGUGGGCAGGCACCGAAUGGAGGGCAGAUGAUCUGA
Mollisia scopiformis is the source of this 3189-nucleotide messenger RNA. RefSeq lists its product as uncharacterized. The coding region runs from base 1 to 3189 and encodes 1062 amino acids. The record is from RefSeq and is a predicted model, not a curated record. NCBI's taxonomy places the organism in Eukaryota, Fungi, Ascomycota, Leotiomycetes, Helotiales, Mollisiaceae. Gene Ontology annotation, cellular component: exocyst. The transcript has 3 exons. Gene Ontology annotation, biological process: exocytosis; Golgi to plasma membrane transport.